UUAAUUUCAAAAAAUAUAUAUUUUCAAUAAAAAUAAACGAUUUUUUUACAAUUUUGGCCUGAAAAAAAACUAUAUUGCUAAAAAGAAAACAAAAUAAAAUGAUGCGUCAAAGACAACGUAAAACAAUUGAAGAACUUUAUGGCGGUAAAUUUGAUGCAGCAAAAUCUCUAGUGACCACGGCCACACAACCAAAUAAUGUUCAAAAGACAGGACGUGUUACAGAGCGUGAUUGUGGUUAUAUAAUCAGCUCUAAUACACAUUACAAUGGACCACCACCCACACCAUCCUUAGGUGGUGGUGGUAAUACAGCUGCCAUAAAACCUCUCAAUUCUGGUAAAGAAACAUCUAGGCGCAAAAGUGCUAGAUAUUCCAAUAAAAUGAACAAUGAAAAAAAUUGUGGUAAGGAAAUCCAUACAAUGGAUGAAUCAUCCAUGCAGGCAACGAAGGGUGAAAAAAUAACAUUUAUUUCACCUGUUAAUACAAAUAUGUAUGACAAUAAGACAUAUUGCAACUACAAAGAGAUACCUGCUGUCACUAAUAAUGUGCCACAACAUCAUCAACAUCACCAUCAUCAACAUCAGCAUCACAAUCAUAAUAAUCAUAAUGUUCAUGAUGAGGAUAAAGAUGAUGAUACCGAUGAAUUCUUUGAGCUAAUACGACGAACAGUUGAAAGUGCUAUUGGAAAGUCUAUAUCGGAGCUUUUAAAUCGAAAUUUUAAAGAAUUGUGCUCUAAGGUAGAACGUUUUUCAGCCGAGUUAAAAAAUACUAAUGCAUUGUUAAGUCAAAUGCAAAAUGAACUAAGUAACAAAACUAUGGAAACUUAA
This is a messenger RNA of Lucilia cuprina (Australian sheep blowfly), 824 nucleotides long. RefSeq lists its product as uncharacterized. The transcript has 3 exons. The coding region runs from base 99 to 824 and encodes 241 amino acids. Lineage: Eukaryota; Metazoa; Arthropoda; Insecta; Diptera; Calliphoridae. The record is from RefSeq and is a predicted model, not a curated record.